AUGACUUAUUUCAACAUCAACACCGUGCUUUCUGGACAGAAUCCCGAUAACACGGGUCGGACAACGACCAUUGGUCUUGCACAGCAAUGCGCCACCAUGACUCGGACCGUCUACGGAACCACAACGAGCGGGCAGUCCCAGUUCAUGAUUGUUCAACACAUCGGAUACUUCCAUCCGGCCACUUCUGGCACGUAUACUUUCAGCUUCAGUAAUGUCGAUGAUGGUGUCCAUCUUUGCCUAGGCAAUAACGCCAAGACUGGUUUCACCAAUGCCAAUGUCAACAAAAAUGUCGACUACUACGUUACCAAUAGCGCCGGCACCUACACGUUCACUGCGACUGCCGGCCAAUACUAUCCAAUUCGGCUAUUAUUUGUCAAUGCACAGCAGUGCGGCAGCUUCACUUUCUCACUCACUGACCCGGCCGGAGCUUCGUUUGCGAGGCGCACUUCGACCAGGUCUCACGCCCCCGGAAAUCCGGGAGAGAUCUCGGUGUCGCCCGUGCCGAUCAUGAAGGAUGGCCACGCAACGCAGCGCGCCGCGUCUUAUCACCCCGCGUUUGUGGGGUUAAGCUCUCUUCACUCCGCGAACGAUUUCGCAAGAAUCAAAAACCAUGUUCAUGCCCAGGAUCAACCCUGGUACCGAGCCUGGCAGCAUCUAGAAGCCGGAAAAUUGGCUCAGACCUCGUGGAAGCCAACGCCGCAGUCGGUUCUUGUCCGUGGCACAAACGCCACCUUUGCGCCCACCAACAACUACGGCUAUGCCUAUCGCGAUGCUCACUCAGCGUACCAGUUGACCAUUCGAUGGCUGGUUGGAGGUAACACUUCCUACGCAGACCACGCAGCCAAGAUCCUCGACGGCUGGAGCUCUACCCUUGUCGAUAUCAACGGCACUGAAGACAAAUAUCUCGCGGCAGGGCUCUACGGAUACCAGUUUGCCAACGCCGCCGAGCUCCUUCGUGGAUACUCCGGCUGGCCCAAGCAGAACCAGACGGCCUUUGGCAAAAUGUUGAACGGCGUCUUUGCGGUGUACAACCACGACUUCCUCGAGCACCACUACAACAAACCGGAUUUCUACUACGCCAACUGGGACUUGUGCAACAUUGCCUCGUUUAUGGCGAUUGGUAUUUUCAACGACAACAGAACCAUGUACAAUUACGCGGUCAACUACUUCAAGAACGGGAUUCCGGGCCAGCCCGAGGUUGUGGCUAAUGGUGCCCUGCCCUAUUUCUCAAUCGCCAACUUCACGGAGCAGGGUAGCGGAAAGACUCUGAUGCAGAUCCAGGAGUCUGGCCGUGACCAGGGGCAUGCUUUACUCUGCAUCGCUCUCGUCGGAGUUUGUUUCCCCCCGUAA
Molecule: messenger RNA, 1350 nt
Organism: Colletotrichum lupini
Lineage: Eukaryota; Fungi; Ascomycota; Sordariomycetes; Glomerellales; Glomerellaceae
Exons: 4
Coding region: 1-1350 (449 amino acids)
Cellular component (GO): periplasmic space
Molecular function (GO): lyase activity
Source: RefSeq, a predicted model, not a curated record